AUGAUUUCGAAUAAGACGCUCACUUUCUGGCUACUGGGAGCACUUACAUGGCUCUUCCUCUUGGGUUCUCCAACCAAUGCCGCACCUACUGCUAUUUCGAUUGCAUCAGACCUUUCGGGUUACCAUCCACUAGCUGAUACUACCUCUCUCGUCUCUCGAGCGGAUAAAGAUCCUCUUCCCCAUAGCAAACAGGAGCUAAAGGAGAAAUUUUACAAAUCUGGACCAAAGAAGGACAAGUCAUGUUUCUUCACUGGCAUGGACAUCGACAAGGCGCAUAACGCUGCUCAGAAUACGGCAGACGCGAAAAGACAAUGCAAGGCUGCGAAACUUACCACACUGGAUGGCAUUUGGAACAAGAACAAUAUUGUCAACCCUGGUGAAUGGGCGAACAAGGGGAGAGGCGAAGGGGACGAUUUUGAUGCUUUCCUAAUCUGGGUUUCAGAGAUCUUUGCUGAAGAGACAAGUGGAACAUCCUAUCUGUUCAUUCCCGAGUCCACCAAACCUCGAAAGCAAAGCAUUUUCUUUGCCAAUGAAUUCAAGGCGAUGAAAGACGGCGGGAAGGUUGACAAGAUUGCGCAAGUCAAGUUCGAAUUCGGCAAAUCACCCUCGCUCCCAGAUGCCUCUAAGGAUGAGAAUUUGUGGUGGAAGAAAAGCAAGUACAUCAACCGCGAGGGCAUCAUGAAGGUCAUCGACACAUUCUGCGACGAAGCCGCCCAAGCAAGGCACUCUCGACAAAAGACUCAGGCUCGAUUGCGCGGACUCGACAUUGCCAUGGACUACAGACCAGGUCUCAACUGGCGCCCAAUGAAGGACAAGUGCGUCGAGCAAAUGAUGAUCGCCACUGAUGGCUGCGACACCAACGACAACCACUGGAAGGGCGGCGGCUCUCGCAAGGACACCGACGUCACAUAUCACUGGGCUCCUUCAAACCCUCGCAGCGUGCCUGUUGAACAAGCGAAGGUGUGGGGUGGCUGUGACGGAACCCGUGGAGGCAGCUACACAGUUUGGGGUGCACACUGGGCCGGUGAUGACUUUGGCUCGGAGUUAUUGAACAAUCUCAAGGGCAAGGGUAUCAGCCCUACGCAGUGGAAGUUCAACUACGGCGGGGGCGAUGAUCAUCGCGAGUGGACUGCCAAGUUCCAGACAAUCAUUCACGCUUGGCCACAGGUUGAGUCGUCGAUGGAAAGUGUCGCUGGCUGGGAUAUGGAUGUUCGUUGCAACAUCCACUGA
Messenger RNA from Parastagonospora nodorum SN15, 1230 nucleotides. RefSeq lists its product as hypothetical. NCBI's taxonomy places the organism in Eukaryota, Fungi, Ascomycota, Dothideomycetes, Pleosporales, Phaeosphaeriaceae. Bases 1 to 1230 code for a protein of 409 amino acids. The transcript has 3 exons. The record is from RefSeq and is a predicted model, not a curated record.